AUGGAGCCAGAAAUAAACUGCUCUGAAUUUUGUGAAAAUUUUCCUGACCAGGAACUAGACUGGAGAAGCUUUCAGGAUAUCUGCAGGACAACUGUUGUAAGUGAUCACAGUAAGACCGCAUCUCCAGUGUCUCCCGUCCUCUUGGGUAUAGUUUGGACUUUUCUCAGUGGUGGACUUGUUCUCGUACUCUUCUUUCUUGCCUUCACGAUUCGCUGCAGAAAGAACAGGAUUGUGAAGAUGGCCAGCCCCAAUCUGAACAUGGUGACCUUACUGGGCAGUUGUCUGACUUACUGCAGCGCUUACCUCUUUGGGAUUCAGGAUCAAGAUGUGUUAGGGGGAAGCUCAAUGGAAACUAUCAUUCAGGUAAGGCUGUCCAUGCUGUGCAUUGGGACCUCCUUGGUGUUUGGCCCCAUUCUGGGAAAGAGCUGGCGACUUUACAAAGUGUUUACCCAGAGGGUCCCAGACAAAAGAGUGAUUAUUAAAGACCUGCAGUUGCUGGGAUUGGUGGCAGCCUUGGUGAUUGCUGAUGUGAUCCUACUCCUGACGUGGGUGCUGACUGAUCCCAUCCGGUGCCUUCAGAUCCUUGGUGUCAGUAUGACGGUGACAGGGAAGGACGUGUCCUGCUCUCUGACCAGCACACACUUCUGUGCUUCCGUCUACGCUGAUAUCUGGAUUGCUCUCAUUUUGGGAUGUAAGGGUCUGCUCCUGCUCUAUGGCGCCUACCUGGCUGGCCUCACUGACCACGUCAGUUCUCCUCCGGUGAACCAGUCCUUAACCAUCAUGGUGGGGGUCAACCUCGUGGUGCUGGCCACGGGUCUUCUCUUUGUGGUCACCAGAUACUUGCACUCCUGGCCCAACCUGGUCUUCGGAUUCACAUCUGGAGGCAUCUUUGUUUGCACAACUACAAUCAACUGCUUCAUCUUUAUUCCCCAGCUGAAGCAAUGGAAGGCAUUUGAAGAGGAAAACCAAACAAUGAGACGCAUGGCCAAAUAUUUCAGCACUCCCUGCAAAAGCUUCCAUACCCAGUGUGGUGAGGAGCAGAACCACCUGAAGGGAGACAAAAACUCCAUGGAAAGGCUCCUGACAGAAAAAAAUGCUGUGAUUGAAAGCCUGCAGGAACAAGUAAACAAUGCUAAAGAGAAGCUGGUGAAGCUGAUGUCAGCUGAGUGCCCCUAUGACCCCCCAGGCUGGGCUGUCCCGCCUGCCUCCUCUGAGGACACCCAGGCAGCAGCCUCUGGACCCAGCACGGCAGCUCAGGGGCUUUUGGGUGGCCCCUUGGACUCUCAGAAUGAUACCAGCCCAGCUGCCCAGGACUCCCAGAGCACCUCAGUGCCUUCAUCACGUAAACAAAGCCUCCAGGGGCCUGUGAAGGACGACAGCCUCUCCCCAGGGCAAAAGAAGAUGCCUGACUUAAAAGAUGUUUCUGAGCAUUUAAAAUUAGGCUGUAGCCAGAAUCCCAAGGCUGAGCAGAGUGGGAGUUCUGAAGGAUGGAACCAGGUCCCCGUGGCCCCCAGCCAGAGUCUCAUCUCAAGCAGAUUCUCUGUUCCCCACAGACAGAGGCAGCUGGAGAACUCAGAGCCCCCUUCGGAGCGGCUGUCAAGGGUCAAUUCCAUGAUCAGAGAGAAGCUUCAGGAAGUGUUACAAGAUCUGAGCCUGGGCCCUGAGGCUCCCCUCCCCUCUUCCCCACCUUGUCCCCAGCAGACCUUAAAGAGUAAUGCUGUCCUCGGCCCCCAGAAGAUGCCCUUCACCAAAGAGCUGGGCUUGAGUCCAUAUGUGGUGAGGAGGAGGCCGGCAGCUCGGCGGGCCCCCUCACACGUUCCAGGUGCUCUUGCCUUGCAUGAGAGGCAUCGGGCAAACAAGUCCAUUUCCAGGGUGCAGAGUGGGUUGAAUGUGCAGAAUGUAGACAGCCCUGGCCUGGACCACCGAGCUGUUCAUUGCAGGGUCCCAAGACCCCCUUCCAGGAAACCUUUACUUCUCCCAGAUCCUCGAAGCAGGUCAUGUACCCUGGAGGACAGCAACCGAUGUCAGCCGGAGCCCCAGAGGGCUGGAGGGAGUGAGGCUGCCUUUGGUGGCCCAGCUUCAGGUUCUGGCUUGGCCGAGAGCCCAAUCUCCCCAGGUUCAUCCCGGGCCUCCCUGGAGCUGCCCCCAGGGUCUCCAGCCUGCCCCUCACUCUCUUCUCCAUGCAGCUACCUUGACACUGAGUCCAGCAGCUCCGAUGAGUUCUUCUGCCGCUGCCACCGGCCCUACUGUGAAAUCUGCUUCCAGAGCUCCUGCGACUCCAGUGACAGUGGCACCUCAGACACUGAGCCUGAGCCUGCUGGGGGGCUGGCUUCCUGGGAGAAGCUGUGGGUCCGCUCGAAGCCCAUCGUGAACUUCAAAGAUGACUUGAAGCCCACACUAGUGUGA
Elephantulus edwardii (Cape elephant shrew) is the source of this 2406-nucleotide messenger RNA. It is a transcript of the gene GPR156, whose product is annotated as G protein-coupled receptor 156. The coding region runs from base 1 to 2406 and encodes 801 amino acids. The record is from RefSeq and is a predicted model, not a curated record. Gene Ontology annotation, biological process: G protein-coupled receptor signaling pathway; gamma-aminobutyric acid signaling pathway. NCBI's taxonomy places the organism in Eukaryota, Metazoa, Chordata, Mammalia, Macroscelidea, Macroscelididae. The transcript has 9 exons. Gene Ontology annotation, molecular function: G protein-coupled GABA receptor activity. Gene Ontology annotation, cellular component: membrane; G protein-coupled receptor heterodimeric complex.